Molecule: messenger RNA, 1221 nt
Organism: Galleria mellonella (greater wax moth)
Lineage: Eukaryota; Metazoa; Arthropoda; Insecta; Lepidoptera; Pyralidae
Gene: Mettl2
Product: methyltransferase-like protein
Exons: 4
Coding region: 164-1219 (351 amino acids)
Molecular function (GO): tRNA (cytidine-N3)-methyltransferase activity
Source: RefSeq, a predicted model, not a curated record
AUGUUACAAAAAUACUGAUUUCAGAAUUUCAGAAAUAGUUGUUACAAUUUUGCGUACUUUUACUUUAUUCUGUUAUCUCAUAUUUAGUUAAAAAAAAUCAUAUUUUCUAUGGAAGAUACCAGUACGGAUAGAAGACCGCAAUUCGGUAACCGUUUCUUGGAAAAUGUUGACGAAGUCUUCAAACAUAACGCGUGGUAUUGUAAUCGCUAUUAUAAUUAGAAAUUAUAAUAAAAAACCUCAAAAUAUUAUUACCGAUAUACAAAAAUUAGAAGAAACUAGGCAUAGGAAAAAACCAGUUGGUGGUUCACGAUAUUUGAAGAACAAGAACCAUCUAUAUUUAUUUAAUGCUUGGGAUAAUGUUGAAUGGAAUGCAGAACAAGAAGAAGCAGCCAAAGCAAAAGUGCAACAGAAUUCAGAGGUGAAAUUAUCAGAAGAGCAAUUAAAGUCAUUAGAAGAAAAUGCAGGUAAACAUUGGGAUGCAUUUUAUGACAUACAUCAAAAUAGAUUCUUUAAAGACAGACACUGGUUAUUUACCGAGUUUCCUGAAUUAGCUCCAGAUAACAUAUCAGCACCAGUUCGUAUUUACCCAAACUGUAACACCCAAACAAAUCACAAUGAUGCUCUAAAUUUGUCAAAUAAGAAACGAUACAUAUUUGAAAUUGGUUGUGGUGUUGGAAAUACUAUCUUCCCUAUACUGCAGUACAGCAAAGACCCAAAUUUAUUCAUCUAUGGCUGUGAUUUCUCUUCAAAAGCUGUCAAUAUUAUGAAACAAAAUGAGUUAUAUGACACUGAAAGAUGUAAUGUAUUUGUAUUGGAUGCCACAACUGAUUGGGAUGUGCCUUUUGAAGAAAACUCUAUAGAUAUUAUUGUUCUAAUAUUUGUAUUGUCUGCAAUAGAUCCUUCCAAAAUGCCAACAGUCAUCAGGAACAUUUUUAAAUACUUAAAACCUGGUGGUUUAGUAGUAUUUCGUGAUUAUGGUCUUUAUGACUUAGCUCAACUCAGAUUCAAGAAAGGUCGCUGCAUAUCAGACAACUUUUAUGCUCGUGGAGAUAACACCAGAGUUUAUUUCUUCACACAAGACGAAGUAGCAACUUUGUUUAAAUCUGCUGGUUUUAGAGAAGAACAAAACUUAAUAGAUCGGAGACUACAAGUGAAUAGAGGAAAAAUGUUGAAAAUGUACAGGGUAUGGAUACAAGGCAAAUACAGAAAGCCAUCAUAAUA